Periconia digitata is the source of this 948-nucleotide messenger RNA. The record is from the annotation of a GenBank genome assembly. NCBI's taxonomy places the organism in Eukaryota, Fungi, Ascomycota, Dothideomycetes, Pleosporales, Periconiaceae.
CCCCAACCAACCAAUCGCCUUCCCCCAAUCCCCCGAGUACACGCCCUCUCUCUCAGCACACUCACAACCACAACCACCAUUUUCCCUCCUCUCCCCUUCCCGCCUCUACAUGAAAACGUAUCCAUCCCUAUCAUCACCAUGAACUCGAACCCCUCCACCGCACCCGGAGCCCCCGCAACCUCGACCCUCGGGCGUCUCAGCGGCGCAGACGCCGCAGCCCUGGUCUCGCUCCGCUCAAAGUUGAUGCCGCUGGUAUACCAACUCGAAGUGAUGAAGCAAGAAAUGGCCAGCUCGCCACAACCUCCAGACUGGCCGUCGAUCCAGCGCAGCACAGCAACAGUAACACACCUCCUAACCUCGCUCCACACGCUCCUCCACUCCUCCUCGCCGCAGACAACCCACCUCUUCGCGUCCCUACACGUCUACCCCGUCUCCCCGUACCCCGUCAACGACGCACAGCCGCUGUCGGUGCUGGACACGCAUCUCCGGAAGAUGCCGCAGCCGCACGACGCGGCGUGGGUUGAGAAACGGGUGGGCAAGGCCGCGGGGUUCAUGCGCGUGCCUGAGGAAUGGGGUGUUGAUGCCCCCGCGCCCUCACCAUCAGACGACGAGGGUGAUGAUGGAAAAGAGGAGGGGAAGGUGAGGGUGAAGGGGAUGUUGAGCGAAGACGAGAUCGCGCGCUUGUGGCGCGACGCCCCUGCCAUUGUGGAGGAUGAGAUGGCGAAUGUGGGGUCUGAAGAUGGGUCGCCUGCGGACGAGGACGAGGACGAGGAUGAGGAUGAGGAGAUGGGCGGUGUGGAUGAUGGUGCGAAGGGGAAGAGUGGUGGCGGUAGCAGCAGUGUCGUUGCGCAGACGCUGAUGCCGCUGGAGAGUCUGCAUAGGUUUAUGAUGAGUGGAGGGGCUGUCGAUGGGUAGGGUAGGAGGAAAGGUGUUUCGUGCGUGUGUGUG